Messenger RNA from Nerophis lumbriciformis (worm pipefish), 2884 nucleotides. It is a transcript of the gene ubap1, whose product is annotated as ubiquitin associated protein 1. Gene Ontology annotation, biological process: ubiquitin-dependent protein catabolic process via the multivesicular body sorting pathway. NCBI's taxonomy places the organism in Eukaryota, Metazoa, Chordata, Actinopteri, Syngnathiformes, Syngnathidae. Gene Ontology annotation, cellular component: ESCRT I complex. The record is from RefSeq and is a predicted model, not a curated record. Gene Ontology annotation, molecular function: ubiquitin binding.
UCACACAGGAACCAGCGAGCCUGACAAAUCAAGAUGGCGUCCCACGGCAGACCAGGAAAGAGAUUCCAUAAUAAAUAAAACAUAUUCGGCUCUAAUUCGAAUCGAAGCGGCGUACCAGUAGGAAACAGAGUCACAUUUGUAAGAGCAAAAACGGAGCGGAUACAGUGUACCUAAAUGGCUACAAGGAAGUCUGUAUCGGAUGCAUACAACAAUGGACCCAUCAGCUACCUUGAUGAUGUUCCCUUCAAGGUCAAUGAAAAGUUUCGCUGCCCUGCCAAAGUGGGUCUGCCUGUUGGCUUUUGUCCACCAGACUGCAGCUAUUUGUUGGCAGACACAAAGUAUGACUUUUCUCUGGAAAAUCGGAGUGUACGGUGGGGGAUUGAACUGGCUGAGGCCCGAGCAGCAGAGGCUCGAGCAGAAGAGGUCACAGCCCAACAGGAGGCCGAAGACUCGGCUCAAGCGCAGGACGUUAACGGCAGCGGAGGAAAGCCACAGUCUGCUCUAGACGACCAGGACCCUCCCCCGCCAGCAAUGAACCCUGUUCUGGCAGGACUGAGCCACGGUGCUAUCCUAACUCCUCUUCCUGCUCCAAGUCUUGGUCCGAGGAAAAUCCAACCGAGCACUCCUCAGCCGCAUAGCCUCAACCUUGCUGACUUUGAGCGGGAAGAGGACCCCUUUGACAAGCUAGAGCUUAAAACAUUGGACGAUAAAGAGGAGCUUAGAAACAUUCUCCAAAGCCAGCCUCAACCUGCUCCUUCUGUAUCUCCACCAGAAGUGUCCCAGCUGGGGCCCACGUCACGUGGAAACAGCCCAUCUCCUCCCACCAACACCAGCCUCCCAGCCAAACCUGGCUUUGCCCAUAAACCCAAUGGCUUAGUUUCCCUACUCGAUAUGGACAAAGUUGGGCAUCAUGGGAGAUCAGGAUAUGAAGCAGAAGAUCGACCCUGCAACAUACGCUCUCUGACUUUUCCCAAACUUUCGGAUUCUGGUGAUUCCGAUCCAGUAAGAUACAGCCCAUUCCCUGCACCCAUCCCUGCCCCCCGACACAACCUACCCAAUGGCAGCCCCCCAAUUCUACCCAAAUCCCAAGUCAUUGUUGCCCCUGAGCCGCUCAGCCUUGACAAGGGUGGCGGACCCAAACCGGGAAACUCUGUGUCAGGCUCUGCUGGUUUGCCAUGUGGAGGGGCCCUGCUUAGCAUGACCCCCAGCGAGCGUCAAUGUGUAGAAACCCUGGUCGGCAUGGGGUAUUCUUAUGAGGGUGUUCUUCGGGCCAUGCAGAGACAAGGGCAGAACGUGGAGCAGGUACUGGAUUAUCUCUUUGUCCAUGGACGAUUGUGUGAGCGAGGCUUCGAUGCAAGCGCAGUGGAGGAAUGUUUAGAGAUGUACCAAUGCUCAGAAGAAAAGGCAUUGCAGUUUCUUGAGCUCAUGUCAAGAUUUGGCGAGAUGGGAUUCAAGCGGGAAGCCAUCAAAGAAGUGCUACUGGUCCACAAUAACGAUCAGGACAAGGCACUCGAGGACCUGAUGGCUCGGGCCGCAGCGAGCUGAGCAACGAGUGCUGGGCCUGACUCCUGUUAGUACCCUCCACAGCCCCCUUUCUUCCUGCCACACCAUGCCCUGCCACAUGUGCUGUGGGAGGGCCCGGCACUUCUUUAAGACUGUGCCAAGAGCAUCAAUACGUCACAGCAGUAUUUUUUGUUGUCGUUGGAAAUAAAGCCAACUGGUACUGCUCGGAUAAUAAGGAGUGGGGUGGAGAAUUUGGGCUGUGGCAAGUUUAUAUUUGCUUCCACGUGGAAGUGUUGAGCAGGUAAAGCUGCAGGCCAGAGUUGUGAUGAGGUAGUCACUCAUAAAACUGCAUAACAGCUGAGCUGCCAUCUUCCACUGCUCAGUGCACAUUUCCAGUCAGAAGUGGUGGAGGCUUUCUGGAAACAAAGCAGUCAAAAACCAGUCUUUUGAAUUUGGAUUGAGGAUUUCCAUCCUAGGUCUUCAAAAAUAAGCGAUGCUACCUGAACUAGUUCACUCUUCUACCUGCACUGGAAAUAAUAACCCCUCUUGAUAACCUACACCCUGCUGGCAUGGACCCACAUUAAGAUAUUUAAAACCUACACUGACACUUUUAUUUCAACACAUAGUUUGAUGUAAUGUAAGCUAUAAUCAUUUACUUUAAGCAGCAUACUGGAAACAUGUGAAUGGCCGUGGGAAAUACAGUACAGGCCACACCUUCUCCUCAUUCGUCUUUAUGUUCAUGACUAUUUACAUUGUAGAUUGUCACAUCAGAACUAUGAAUGAACACAUGUGGAGUUAUGUACUUAACAAAAAAAAUUGAAAUAACUGAAAACAUGUUUUAUAUUCUAGUUUCUUCAAAAUAGCCACCAUUUGCCCUGAUUCCUGCUUUGCACACUCUUGGCAUUCUCUCCAUGAGCUUCAAGCACACUUGUGAAGUGAAAACCAUUUCAGGUGACUACCUCUUGAAGCUCAUGGAGAGAAUGCUAAGAGUGUGCAAAGGGUGGCUAUUUUGAAGAAAUUAGAAUGUUUUCAGUUAUUUCACCUUCUUUUGUUAAGAACAUAACUCCACAUGUGUUCAUUCAUAGUUUUGAUGUAAAUAGUCAUGAAAAUGCAUUGAAUGAGAAGGUGUGUCCUGUACAUAUGUUCAUGUUUUGUUUGUUUCCCAGCCACAUUACAGUGCAAUAGAGACACUUCAUGUUCUAUAACUUUGAGCCCCUCUAGUUGUUGGGAGAUGAAAUAGUCUUGCUGGAAAUUUGGAUGUAACUAAAACUGUUUUGAUUUAAGUUCCUUAUUGAAUUCCAUCAUUGGAUCCAAAUAAUCAAACAUGGCUUUUGUUGGUUGGCAUAUUCAUACAUGUAUUUUUUAAACAGGCAAUGAGUAA